This is a messenger RNA of Zea mays, 3487 nucleotides long. RefSeq lists its product as uncharacterized. Bases 1877 to 3259 code for a protein of 460 amino acids. NCBI's taxonomy places the organism in Eukaryota, Viridiplantae, Streptophyta, Magnoliopsida, Poales, Poaceae. Gene Ontology annotation, biological process: proteolysis. Gene Ontology annotation, molecular function: cysteine-type peptidase activity. The record is from RefSeq and is a predicted model, not a curated record. The transcript has 13 exons.
ACUUUCUGAUUGAUCUGUUAAGUUAUGAGGAAAUUUUGUGCCGAUAUGUCAUCCCUGCAACAUACAAUAGCGACUUAUCGAUAUCGCUAAAAAGGAUUAGAUUAAUAUCUAUUCAGUAUUUAAUCAUGAAGUCUGUUGAUCGCCCGCCCAGUAAUCCAAAAAGAUUAACCAUUGAAUCCAGUCAGGAGGUUUUUUCAAUUGAUAUUUCCAGACGUACAAGAUCCAGCAGCUUAGCUCACCAAGAUGAUAUUCCCCAAAAUCAGGAGCAGAAUGAGCCACAGCCAGCCCCUAUCCAUCGUUUUCGCAGAAAGGCGUUAGCUUGUCGUUUAAAAAGAAAACCUCCUGUUCCAUCCACACUGUCCGACGACGAUUUCAUGGAUGCUCCAUCGUUGAAGCGCCAAUUCAGAUCUGCCUCACCUUCUCCUUCAGAACAAAUCAGUGCAAAGAAGUUAAAAGUACCUUCUCCUCAAGUUCCUUGCGUGAAAAGAAGUCCAAAGUCUAAUAUCAUUACAAAAAAAAACUCUCCUAAACAGAAGACUCCUAGAAAAUCACAGAAACUGAAUAUCCGCUGCAUUCCCUAUGAUGUUAUUGUAUCAUCUUGGAUAAUGAGCGAUCGGCAGCGCGAUGCUGUCGCUAGGUUGGGAUUUUCAAGCAUAUUUGAUUUGCGAACUGAUGCCUUAGAGAGCAGAUCACUCAUCAGGUGGUUGAUGGAUAAAUUGGAUCCACAUGACAUGACCAUACGCCCAGGGGAUGGCAAGGAACUAAAGAUAACAAAAGAUACGGUUCAUCUGAUUUUGGGUUUGCCAUGUGCUGGAGGAGGCAGGGAGUUUACUGAUUGGUAUGGUGAAGUGGAUGCUGCUGCAAAACUGAGACGUGAUCUCAAUGUUGGUAAAGAAGAAUUUGAUGUUGUCAAGCUUCAAGACAAGAUAGUGCUUGGCAACGAUGAUGAGCUAUCAAUUAGAUGCUUUUUUCUGAUUCUAUUCAAUCGGCUUCUUUUUCCUUCUGCUUCUUGGGGCAUUACAAACAAUGAGGUACUCAUGACUUCAAACAUGGCCCGAAUGUCUGAUAUUGACUGGUGUCAACUAGUUUACACGGAUUUGUGUGAUGCUGCCGCACGUUGGCAUAAAAGGAACAAAACAAACAUCACAGCAACAAUAUAUGGAUGCUCACUCAUUGUUCUGAUUUACUAUCUUGAUCACCUACAUCACCCUGCAUCUCCUGUUAACAAAUAUGAUACUCCACACAUUAAGUUUUUUGACAAUGAGACCAUAAAAGAGUUGGCUCGUGGUGACAGACGCCCCCCCCCGUAAAACUGGUGAACCAUUCGGAUAUGCAGAGUUUCGUAGCCGUUCAGAAACGUGUUACGUCAUUGCUCCAGAACGGCCUGUUUCUGCCGUUUUCAACAUAUAUGUGCCACGUAUCAAGAAUUUGAUUGGCAACAAGUUGCAAUGUUUGCCCUCCCAGCAGCGUCCAAUGUUUCAAUCAUUGUUUGAUGCUCAUGACAAAGAGGUGGAUAAAUACUGUGAUUCCCUUCAACUGAGCCAUCAGAUGAUUGUUUCGAAGUAGAUUGAACUCUCUGAAACAUUUGGUGAAAUGAUCGAUGAAGUUCUGAGAGCUGCAACGCAGCGCGAUUCACAGCCAGAAGGUUUUAGUAUUUAUGUUUAUUUUUUUAAACUAAUCAAGUUCACGAAUUAUUUCCUGGAAAAUAAUAUAUACUUAUACGAUCUCAAACAAUUUAUUAUAUGCAGUUUUGUAUAUACAAAUUAUAUAUUAAUUUAUACUCAUACAAGCAGCAACAUAUUUUUUCAGUGUAUUUCAUUUUUUGAAAACUGUAUUUUAUUUAUGCAUCCUGAUAGUAUACUGAUGUAGUUUGCAAAUGUGUAUGUUUAACCAUUUUUUUAUAACGAUACAUUUAUAUUGCAGUUAUAUUUCAAUAACAACUACUAUAUUAUUAUAUGUUCCAAAUGUAGAUAACCCCCCUACCUCAAUGCCUCCAACAAAUGAUCCAGUAUCCACACCAACUGUUCCAACACCUGAUAAACAACAACAUGAUCAGGAAAGCCAUGUUCCUACUGAUCAUAUCAAAGUAUCAGAUGAUAUUGUCAGUGGGAACGUCUGCAAAAAAGAUGAAGUUAUGGAUGCCCCUAUUUUUGACAAGACUCCAAAAUUUAAUGCUCCCACAACAGACAAGCCUGCUGCUCCUAAGUUAACACCAGAUAUAAAUAGUGAAGGACAAAAAUCUGUUACACAUGAUACUCCUGUAUCUGGUGCACCUCUGUUCGAUAAAACCCCACUGACAGAUGCAACUACUGACCUGGUUGCAAAGGAUAGUUCCUGUAAAGCUGCAGUCGCUGAACAUCCUCACGUGUCACGUGAAGACUGUGCUCGCAACCUGCUUAAGUUCAUUUUGUCAGGAAAACUAGAUCCGAGCAUGUCUAUCAUUAAUUUUGGAGGAUUUGGAGGGUCUGUCCUUGAUGUUGUCCAGUCGUUUGGUCCCAACAAAUGUCUUGAGAAUACUUUCAUGCAUCGAUUUAUCGACUGUAUUCAUCAGGAUGAUGUAUUAUACAAUCCAGAUUCUGUAAUCAACACUCUAAUACUGAAUGUCAACGUUGGGACCGUUUUGAAUAUCGAGGAGUUUGAACAACACAGUUCAAAUCCACAGCCCUUCACAACAUCACUUCUUAAAGAACAUCUUAAACCGACCCUUCCUUCAGAUGAUGUUCUGAACCAGAUUAAAUUGAUCCUGGUUCCUAUGCUACGUCGAAGCCACUGGACCCUUUAUGCAAUCAAUUUUGAACGUCGUCGAAUAGACAUCUUAGAUUCAAAUCCUUAUGGUACAUUGCUUGGAGGCACUACAUGGAAACAAAUCCAUAAUGAUCAAAUGAUGAUAAAUGGAACGAAGAUACCUUGGUCCAGAUUAAUAAUGAGAAGACUUAGCAUUGCCUUACAUGAAGCUCGACCUGAGUCAACUGUACCAAAGUUUGGCAACUACAAGAUUGGGCUCCUUCCCAAUUGUCCAACCAUGACACCAGGGUCAAAUGAUUGUGGUUUUUUUGUCGCAAACUUCCUCUGCUACUACGAUUUUGAUGAUGGCGACUUAUCAGAAUUUUAUACUCCGGAUGAACCAUUGGACCAACGUGCCUUUGUUCUGCAUUACCUUACCUUUCAUCGCAACAACAUGGUUGCCCCCCUUCCUGCAGAACUGCUGCCUUUCAAGUAUUCUCCAAGGAGACGCCGCUAUUUUAAAGCCAAGACUUAGAUAGCAUAGCUGAACAUGAUUCCCUGUGGGAUCCACAAAACUGUUUAUGUUACUUGUCAAGUCACUUAUGUUAGGCCUCUGAUCAUGUGUCUGAUACUCCGUGUGCCACUUAUGUUCAAUGUGUCUAAUGUCUAUGCUACUUCGCAUCAGUUUUUAUUUGAAGUGUGUCAAACAUAAUUGUUACCAGAAUGUCUAUUUAUGUUAUCUGUUAACAAAUUCUAUGAUGUU